Molecule: messenger RNA, 939 nt
Organism: Loxodonta africana (African savanna elephant)
Lineage: Eukaryota; Metazoa; Chordata; Mammalia; Proboscidea; Elephantidae
Product: olfactory receptor 6C70-like
Exons: 3
Coding region: 1-939 (312 amino acids)
Biological process (GO): G protein-coupled receptor signaling pathway
Cellular component (GO): membrane
Molecular function (GO): G protein-coupled receptor activity; olfactory receptor activity
Source: RefSeq, a predicted model, not a curated record
AUGAUAGGAAACUUAACCAUCAUUGCCCUCACUCUGCUGGAUUCCCAUCUCAAGACCCCAGUAUGUUUUUUUUAUAUCUUUUCUGGGGUUACAGAGUUUUUCCUUCUGGCUGCUGUGUCCUAUGACCGCUACGUUGCCAUCUGCAAACCCUUGCAUUAUACAUCCGUCGUGAGCAGCAGACUGUGUCACCAGCUUGUACUUAGCUCUUGGGUAACUGCCUUCUCGGUCAUUUUCCCUCCACUCACUUUGGGUCUUAAUCUGGAUUUCUGUGCUUCCAAUAUCAUUGACCAUUUCAUUUGUGACAUUUCUCCUGUCCUGCAACUUUCUUGCUUAGACACACAUUUAUUAGAGUUGAUUGGUCUUUUAAUAGCUCUGAUGACACUCAUUGUCAUCUUGUUAUUAGUAAUCAUUUCUUACCCUUAUAUUAUCAAGACAAUUCUAAAAUUCCCUUCAGCUCAGCAAAAGAAAAAAGCCUUUUCCACUUGCUCUUCACACAUGAUUGUUGUCUCCAUCACUUAUGGCUGUUGUAUAUUCAUCUACAUAAAACCAUCAGCAAAUGAAAGAGUUACUUUAAGCAAAGCAGUAGGUGUGCUCAGUACUUCAGUUUGCCCCAUUGUUGAACCCAGUCAUUUAUACUUUGAGGAACCAGCAACUAAGAGGGGUGAGGAAGCUGCAGAAGAAAAGUCUGAAGCCAGCAGAGGUUGGAUCCUGAGGUUUAAGGAACUAAGCCACCUCCAUCACAUAACAGUGCGAGGUGAGGCGGCAAGUGCUGAUGCAGAAGCUGCAGCAAGUCAUCCGGGAGGUCUCGCUGAGAGAACUGAGGAAGGAGGAUACACUAGGCCACAGGUUUGCAAUGUGGACGAAACAGCCUUGUAUGGGAAGAAGAUGCCAUUUAGAACUUUCGAAGCUAAAGAAGAGAUGUCGUUGGCUGGGUUUUGA